UCAUCAGACAUUCUUUGCGUCCUCACCUAUGGAGAAUUUCACCAAACACCAUCAUCAUCAUUAUCUCCCAUGGAUUUCACGGUCAACCGCUCGGAUUCUCCUAUCUCCGAUCAAGAGAACGACCUCAGACAAUGGUAUCACUCCUCGUUAGACUCUGACUAUCUCCGUCUCCGAAGCCAGAUAUUCGAAGCAAGUUAUCGGAAGACUGAUUUGAUUAGAGCGAACCGUGAGUUGUCUUACGAGAGAGAUGCACUUAGGCGAAGAAACCGUGAGCUUGAAGCUGGAAUUUAUGAGACUGGGAUGGUUAGGAAGGAAAUGAAGAGAGAUCUUGAAGUUUAUAGAGAAAGAGUCUGUGAAUUGGAAGUAGAGACGAAGGAGAAAUCCAGAGUACUUACGAAAACUGCGGAACUCGUAGGAUCUGUGGAAGAUCGCUUGUCGAAAUUGAUCCGAUGUUUAAACGAAGAGGAUGUUCCAGAAGGAGGAAGAGGUGAAAAAAUUGAAACAGAGGAAUGCAAUUCCAAGUCAAUUUUGGAGUUAGUCAAGGAGGUUGAAACAAAGUUAGAGACGUUCAUGGGAACUAUGGAGAAGAAGAAGAUGGAGCUAAGUAGAAGUGUGGAGUUUUUGGAAGAGGAGAACAGAGACAUCAAUGUCUUGUUAAGGGCUGCUUUGUCUGAGAAACAAACUGCAGAGAAGCAAUUGAAAGAGAUGAAUGAGCAGAAGGGAUCGGCUUUGCUGCAAAUAGCAGGACGAGGGUUGCAGAGGAUAGGUUUUGGUUUUGGGUUUGGGGAACCAUCACAGGAAAGCUCAGAAACAGGAACCCUUGUGAAGGACGAAGAAGAGAAUGGUGUGGUUAUAGCAAUAGAGAAGACAAUAAAGAAUCUACGGCAAGAGAUCUCUCAACUAAAGAUAUCGUUGGAUGAUACAAGGUUAGAAGAAGAGCGGUUAAAGAAAUUGACAGAGGAACAAACUAAGAAAAUAGCAGAGAACACGGUAUAUAUCGACAAGCUGCAAAACCGAGAGAAGUAUCUUGCUCAAAACGUGGAAGAGCUAGUGAAAGCAAUAAGAGAAACUGAAUCAGAAGUAAGUAGAUGGAGAGAAGCUUGUGAACUAGAAGUUGAAGCAGGGCAGCGUGAAGUCGAAGUACGAGAUCACCUCAUAGAGGUUUUAAAGGCUGAGGUGAAGAAGCUGAGAUCAGCAUUGGUGAUUUCAGAUGGAAAACUAAAACUGAAAGAAGAUUUGUCCAAAGCUGCAAUGGCAGCAGAAGAGGCAGCUGAGAGGUCUCUGCGAUUGUCUGAGAGAAGAAUAGCUGAGCUUCUCAGCCGCAUUGAACAUCUCUACCGCCAACUGGACGAAGCAGAGUCUACAGAAGACAGAGGCAGAAGGUUUAGGUAUGUUUGGUGUUGGCCGUUGUGGCGUUUUCCCACAGAUGCUUCUGCGACCGCUACUGGCGGAUCUUCAUUGUUAAGAUAUGAUGCGUGAUCUUGUAGUGUUUGGACAAGAGUUGUGUAGACUAAAUAUGACCACAGAACAGAAGCUUAAUAUUUACUUACUAUAAAAUCGAAAGGACAUAAAUCUUUGCGAUAACCCCAAUUACUA
Molecule: messenger RNA, 1596 nt
Organism: Camelina sativa (false flax)
Lineage: Eukaryota; Viridiplantae; Streptophyta; Magnoliopsida; Brassicales; Brassicaceae
Source: RefSeq, a predicted model, not a curated record